Molecule: messenger RNA, 10335 nt
Organism: Xenopus laevis (African clawed frog)
Lineage: Eukaryota; Metazoa; Chordata; Amphibia; Anura; Pipidae
Gene: nav3.S
Product: neuron navigator 3 S homeolog
Exons: 39
Coding region: 841-7860 (2339 amino acids)
Biological process (GO): neurogenesis; nervous system development
Cellular component (GO): nuclear outer membrane; cytoskeleton
Molecular function (GO): ATP binding; ATP hydrolysis activity
Source: RefSeq, a predicted model, not a curated record
UCUAUGGGUUUUGCAGCGUUGUGAUUCAUAGCUUGUCACUGGCCACCAUUCAGGUUGAUGUUUAACCUAAAGGCAUCUAAGAAUGCAGCACACACACGGUUAACAGUUCAUGUGAUUAAGGAAAUGGGCUAGGACCUGUUCCUCCGUCUUUUCAGGAGAUAAAAUCAGUAGAAAAAAAACUGCAAGCAGGGUAAAACAACAGGAAUCAAACAGCUCUGUUGAGCUUAUAUCCGGACUAGAAGCAUGUUUAACAGCUGCUUGUUUUGGCCACUGCCUGCAUCCCUCAUUUUAACUGAAAAUAAAAAGAUUUCAUUUUCUCCCCCCAUUCCCAAACUUGGCAGUGUGAGCAGUCAGGAAAAGCCUGGGAUUGCACUGCUGUAAUCUGCCUGGGAGAGUUUGACAGAUGCAGUGAGCAAGCAUUCUGUUCUGCCGCCGUCUCUCUUUCCUAGCUCUCAUUCCAGGAAAGCCCAUACUUCAAAUGCUUGUGAGGAGGUGGGAGAGAGUCCAGCCUUAUCCUACACAGCACUGAUCAGUGAGCAUUACCUUCAAACAAGGCUCACGCCCCAAAGGGGUGUUUGAUUUUGCACUGCAACUGACUGGCUGAGCGGGCUCUGUCUGUGUGAGAGAGGAACGGUUUAACAUGAGGAAAUUGUACCUACGCUAUGAAAAGGGAAAAUGUCAUCGAUCCUUUUGAAAAAGCAUGACUGAAACUUUCAUUUAAUGUCUAGCAUAAGCCAGGAUCAGCCACAUCUGAUCUCUUUUAUUUUUAAAGAAGAAUUCAAAACAACGUGAGAAUUUUCUGUUUAUUGCUGCACUGCUGGAGACACACACACAGAAAUUAUGUCAGUAGUUGGAGUUGCCUCCAAGUUAAGGCAGCCAGCAGUAGGAUCCAAGCCAAUUCAUACUGCCCUACCUAUACCACAUGUUGGCAAGACUAUCUCCCAGCAGUACUUAUCCAAGUCUUUGGAGCUUGGGAAGGCAGGGAAAUCAAUCAAUACUUGUCAACUCACAUUAAAGUCAUCUUGUGAACUGGAGGACAAACAUCUGCAAGGGAGCAUCAAGGAGACAGAAGACAGCAAGAUUUAUACUGACUGGGCAAAUCACUACCUAACAAAGUCUGGUCACAAGAGGCUGAUAAAGGAUUUGCAACAAGACAUCGCUGAUGGUGUAUUGCUGGCUGAAAUUAUCCAAAUCAUUGCAAAUGAAAAAGUUGAAGAUAUCAAUGGCUGUCCAAAGAGCCAAUCACAGAUGAUUGAGAAUGUUGAUGUCUGUCUUAACUUUCUGGCGGUCAGAGGGGUUAAUGUCCAGGGUCUUUCUGCAGAAGAAAUAAGGAAUGGAAAUUUGAAAGCCAUUUUAGGACUGUUUUUCAGUCUUUCACGAUUCAAACAGCAACAACAUCAGCAGCAACAGUAUUAUCAGUCACUAGUAGAACUUCAGCAGCACGUGACUCAUUCCUCUUCCUCCUCUGAAACCAGCCAACCCAAAACAGUAGAUAUGCAGUCCAGUCUGACAGCCAGAUAUGCAACUCAGUCUAAUCACAGUGGAAUUGCAACCAAUCAAAAAAAGACUACUAGACUUCCAGGUCCUUCCCGGGUGCCAGCUGCAGGCAGCAGUACCAAGGGUCAGGGAACAGCUAAUUUAAAUCGAAGAAGUCAGAGCUUUAACAGCAUUGACAAAAAUAAACCACCUCAUUAUGCAAAUGGCAAUGAAAAAGAAUCACCAAAAGGCCCUCAGCAGUCUGCAGGCAUGAAUGGAAAUGUGCAAUAUCCCACUAGCUCUGGUCAGCAAGUGGCCUCUGCCAUACCCUCCCCAAGUGCCAGUAAGCCUUGGCGCAGCAAAUCCAUGAAUGUCAAACACAGUGCCACUUCUACCAUGCUGUCUGUAAAGCAGCCCAGCCCUGCAACCUCUCCAACUCCAUCUUCAGAUAGAUUAAAACCUCCAUUAUCCGAUGGAAGUAAAACAUUAUCUUCUGCACAAAAAUCCAUGCUUGAAAAAUUUAAACUUAAUACCAAGGGUUCGUUAAGAUCCCAGUCUUCUAAUGAAGUAAUUCGAGAGGAUGACACCUUAUCAGAAUGCGGAGAAAACGAUGGUGGUUCUAGCUUUAUCAGCCCCAAAGUAUCACCUAAAUUAGCACCUCCAAAAGCUGGAAGCAAAAAUAUUAGCAAUAAAAAGUCUUUGCCUCAGCCAAAAGAUAAAGAUGAUAAAAAUCGGGAGAAAAAUAAGUCUAACUCAGAAAAAGCUGCUAAAGAGGAAAAGGAACAGACAUCGGAAGGAUCAAAAAAGAGUUCAAAAAUUGCAAGUUUGAUCCCCAAAGGAAACAAAACAGCUGCUGUUAAGAAGGACAGUUUGAUUCCCUUAUCAAGCGGGAUACCUAAACCGGGGUCAAAAGUGCCUGCAGCAAAGCAGACCACAUCUCCUGGUUCUGCAGCUGCCAAAGAGCCAGAAAAAAGCAGGACUACAAAAGGCAGUCAAACUCAGUUAACACAAAAAACAUCUGCCUGUGAAAAGGCAACUACUCCCUUGGAAGGAAAAACCCAUAUUUCUUCUGCAGGCACAGGAAAUGGUACUGUGCAACUCCCUCAACAGCAGUACACUCACCCGAAUACUGCUACUGUGGCACCUUUCAUUUACAGAACACACACUGAAAAUGACAGCACUUUAGUACCACCUGCUGACUCCUGCACAAGUCCAACCAAGGGUGAAUCAUCCUACAGUAAGACUGCCAAACAGUGCCUAGAGGAGAUAUCUGGAGAAGAUCCAGAGACACGAAGGAUGAGAACUGUAAAGAAUAUUGCAGAUCUAAGGCAAAACCUUGAAGAAACUAUGUCUAGUUUACGAGGAACACAAAUUACUCACAGCACAUUGGAGACAACAUUUGAUAGCACUGUGACCACUGAAGUUAGUGGGAGGAAUUUACCAAGUUUAACAAGUCGUUCCUCUACAAUGACAUGGAGACUUGGUCAAGCAAGUCCUAGGCUUCAGGCUGGAGAUGCUCCUUCCCUGGUUGGUGCUUACCCUCGAAACAAUUCAGGUCGCUUUAUACAUACAGACCCCUCGCGGUUUAUGUACACUACUCCUCUACGACGUGCCGCCAUUUCCCGCCUUGGUAAUAUUUCACAAGUCGAGAUCAGUGAAAAAGGAAGUCAUGACCUUGACAUAGCUUCAGAGGUGGAUGUAGGAGGUUAUAUGAGUGAUGGUGAUAUCCUUGGGAAGAGUCUUAGAUCUGAUGAUAUUAAUAGUGGUUAUUUAACUGAUGGAGGCCUCAAUCUGUAUACCAGAAGUCUUAAUCGAAUACCUGACCUUGCUGCCUCUCGUGAUGUUAUUCACAGAGGAGUACCUGAUGUCACUGUUGAUGCAGACAGCUGGGAUGACAGUAGUUCUGCUAGCAGUGGCCUUAGUGACACUCUUGAUAACCUCAGUACUGAUGACUUAAAUACAUCAUCUAUCGGUUCAUAUACCAAUGUUACUCCUACAAGAAAGGGUAAUCAAACACAGUUUAAGACAGAGGCAGAGAAGCGUUUAUUAACAGAUUCAGAGCCUUGGUGCAAUGAUGAUUUAAAGAAACAAGAUGAAGACUUUGAUAUCACCCUAGAUACAAGUGGCAAAGGGAAAUCAGGGUUUUCUGAAGAAUCAGACAAAGCAGGGCAGAAAUCUUUAUCCAUCUCUCAGAGUGGAUCUUGGAGGAGAGGAAUGACUGCUCAAAUUGGAUCAACCUCACAACGGCAAAAAUCAGGAAGCAGUUCUCUUAAAACACCAGGGAAAACAGAUGAUGUUAAGGCCUCUGAAAAGGUAAAAUCACCACUGAAAGGUAACACUCUACAGCGUUCUCCGUCGGAUGCAGGAAAAAGCAGUGGUGACGAAGGGAAGAAACCACCAUCUGGAAUUGCCAGGCCUACUGCCACCGGUUCCUUUGGUUUUAAAAAGGCUGGGGUAGGAUCACCAAAUAUGGUAACAGGAAGUGGUGCAACAAUUAACAGUGGCUCAGCAACUCUGGGAAAAGUUCCUAAAUCAUCAUGCAUUGGUGGAAAAGGUGCAGGAAGGAAAACUAGUCUUGAUGGCUCACAAAAUCAAGAUGAUACUGUAUUGCUGUGUAAUUCAAAAGCUGCCCUACAAUAUCGCAGUUUACCACGUCCUUCCAAGUCAAGCACAAGUAGUAUUCCAGGAAGAGGAGGUCACAGGUCAAGCUCUAGCAGCAUUGACUCUAAUGUUAGUAGCAAGUCAGCAGGUACUGCAGCAACAAAACUAAGAGAGCCCUCAAAAAUUGGUUCAGGUGGUUCAAGUCCUGUCAUCAUAAAUCAGACUGAUAAGGAAAAGGAAAAAGUAUCAGAUUCAGAAAGUGUAUCCUUGUCAAGUUCUCCCAAAUCUAGUCCAACAUCGGCAAAUGCUUGUGCCACACAAGGACUUCGUCAGCCAGGAUCUAAAUAUCCUGAUAUUGCUUCACCCACUUUCCGAAGGUUGUUUGGUUCAAAAGCUGGAAAUAAACCAACCUCUGCUGGCAGUACUGAUGGUGGGAAGACCACUUCUGUGAUGCCCAGCCCUAGCAGCACAUCUUUGGCCAGACAAGGCAGUUUGGAUUCACCUUCAUCUGGUACAGGCAGUAUGGGCAGUGCUGGAGGGCAAAGUGGUAGCAGCAGUCCGCUCUUCAGUAAGGCUAAUGAACUUACUCCUGAUGUCAUAAGUUUAGGCCAGUCAUUGGCCACAAGCCCUGCAUCUGUUCACUCGUUUACAUCAGGGGGCCAGGUAUGGACAGCAAAUUUGAGUAGUUCUUCAGCUGGGAGCAAGGACACACCUAGUUACCCUUCAAUGACAAGCCUUCAUACCAGCUCAGAGUCUAUUGACCUACCGCUUAGUCAUCAUGGGUCCCUGUCUGGAUUGACAGCAAACACACAGGAAGUGCAAAGCCUCUUAAUGAGAACUGGUAGUGUGAGAUCUACACUUUCAGAAAGGGGUUUUCUUUACUUUAACAGUAUGCAACUUGACCGAAAUACACUUCCCAAAAAAGGACUCAGAUACACACCAUCAUCCCGCCAGACCAGUCAAGAUGAAGGUAAGGAGUGGUUACGCUCACAUUCCACUGGAGGCCUUCAGGACACUGGUAGCCAAUCUCCACUUGUGUCUCCUUCUGGCAUGCCAUCCUCUGCUGCUGGAAAAUAUCAUUACACCAAUUUGGUAAGUCCAACCAAUCUGUCCCAGUUUAGUAUUCCUGGACCAAGCAUGAUGAGAUCCAAUAGCAUUCCGGCACAAGAUUAUUCCUUUGAGUUGUAUGAAGACUCACAGUUAUGUGGAAGCGCUACAUCUUUAGAAGAAAGACCAAGGGCAAUCAGUCAUUCUGGAUCCUUUAGAGAUAGCAUGGAAGAAGUACAUGGAUCUUCCUUAUCCCUGGUUUCCAGCACAUCAUCUCUCUACUCUACUGCUGAAGAAAAGGCUCAUUCAGAGCAAAUUCACAAACUUAGGAGGGAGUUGGUUGCCUCACAAGAAAAAGUGGCCACGUUAACAUCACAGCUUUCAGCAAAUUCCCAUUUGGUGGCAGCUUUUGAAAAGAGUUUAGGAAAUAUGACUGGAAGAUUGCAAAGCUUAACAAUGACAGCUGAACAAAAGGAUUCUGAGCUCGUUGAAUUAAAAGAGACCAUAGAGAUGCUAAAGGCCCAGAAUUCAGCUGCACAAGAUGCUAUCCAAGGAGCGCUCAAUGGCUCUGAUCAUAGUCACAAAGAUAUGCGGAUUAGAAGACAGCACUCAUCAGAGAGUGUAUCCAGUGUUAAUAGUGCUACCAGUCAUUCUAGCAUUGGCAGUGUCAAUGAUGCUGAGUCCAAGAAAAAGAAAAAGAAAAACUGGUUGCGAAGUUCUUUCAAACAAGCAUUUGGCAAGAAAAAGUCGAACAAACCUCCGUCUUCCCAUUCAGAUAUUGAAGAACUCACAGAUUCAUCUGUGCCCUCCUCGCCAAAAUUACAGCACACUUCAGAUGAUGCAGGUUCAUCAUCACUGAAACCAUCCCAAUCUAGCACAGAGUCAUCUUUAUUCUGGGUACCAAAGAAACGGCAAAAUGGCCAUGUGAUCUACAAGCAUAGAUCUCGGAUUUGUGAAUGCACAGAAGCUGAGGCUGAAAUUAUCUUGCAGCUUAAAGGUGAACUCAGAGAAAAGGAGCUGAAACUAACUGACAUACGUCUUGAGGCUCUCAGCUCAGCACAUCAUCUUGACCAAAUCAGAGAAGCAAUGAACCGCAUGCAGAAUGAAAUUGAAAUAUUAAAAACAGAAAAUGAUAGAUUAAAAGCAGAAACAAGCAGUCCAGGAAAAACAGUUAGACCUUCUUCAGAAUCCUCAAGUUGCACUUCAUCUUCCUCACGUCAGUCCUUGGGACUCUCUUUAAAUAAUCUUAAUGUUUCAGAUCAUUCCACAGCAGAAAACAUACUGGAUGAUAUGAGAGAUGGAACCUUUCAAAAAGAAGGAUGUAGUGUUAAAAUUGUUGUCUCCAUAUAUAAAGGAUUAGGCCGCAAGAAGGAUGCAAAAAGUCGUUUCUAUUUAAUAGGAUCCAUUGGAGUAAGUGGGAAAACCAAGUGGGACGUUCUAGAUGCAGUUAUAAGACGUCUAUUUAAGGAAUACAUAUACCGUGUGGAUCCUGCUGCUAAUUUGGGCUUAACCUCUGAUUCUAUCUCCAGUUACCGCAUAGGGGAUAUAGUUAGAGCAAACAAUUCUGAAGUGCCUGAAAUGCUACCUUGUGGAUAUUUGGUAGGAGAUAGCAACACAAUCACUGUGAACCUUAAAGGAUUAGAGGAAAACAGUUUGGACAGUUUCGUGUUUGACACACUCAUUCCUAAACCAAUUACUCAACGCUACAUUAAUUUAUUGAUGGAACAUCACAGGAUAAUAUUAUGCGGGCCCAGUGGCACAGGGAAGACAUAUCUAGCAAACAAACUUGCUGAGUAUGUUGUAAAUAAAAGUGGCAGAAAGAAAAUUGAGGAAGCAGUUGCAACCUUUAAUGUGGAUCACAAAUCAAGCAAAGAGCUGCGUCAAUACUUAGCAAAGCUUGCUGAUCAGUGCAGUGCUGAUAAUGAUAGAGACCUCCCUUUGGUAAUAAUUCUUGAUAAUCUUCACCAUAUCGGAUCUCUGAGUGAUAUCUUCAAUGGAUUUCUAAAUUGCAAAUACAGUAAAUGCCCAUUUAUAAUUGGGACAAUGAAUCAAAAUAUUUCAUCCUCACCAAAUUUAGAGCUGCACCACAAUUUCAGAUGGGUACUCUGUUCAAAUCAUACUGAUCCAGUUAAGGGCUUCCUUGGAAGAUACUUACGACGGAAAUUGAUUGAAACAGAGAUAAAGCAAAACAUGAGGAAUAAUGACCUUAUAAAAAUCAUUGAGUGGAUUCCAAAAGCUUGGCACCAUAUCAAUGGCUUCUUGGAAACACACAGUUCCUCAGAUGUAACCAUUGGUCCCAGACUUUUGCUUUCCUGCCCAAUGGAUGUGGAUGGAUCCAGAAUAUGGUAUAUGGACCUUUGGAACUAUUCAGUAAUUCCUUAUCUUCUGGAGGCAGUGAGAGAGGGACUUCAGAUGUAUGGAAAAAGAGCCCCUUGGGAAGAUCCUUCAAAGUGGGUAUUAGAAACUUUUCCUUGGAGUACUUUUUCAUCACAGCAGGAAAGCCCAGCUUUAUUACAGUUGAGACCAGAGGAUGUGGGCUAUGAUGGAUAUGCCACUGCCAAAGAGGGAACAACCUCAAAAAAUGUUUCACAGAGUGAAAAAGAGGGCGAUCCAUUGAUGAAUAUGUUGAUGCGACUCCAAGAAGCAGCCAAUUUUUCUAGUGCACAAAGCUGUGACAGUGAUAGCACAAGCCACCAUGAUGAAAUUUUGGAUCCGUCACUUGAAUCAACGCUUUAAAGAGAAAAAUGAAGGAUUUGAAAUAGUUACUGAAAAAAGAAACGUGUUUAUUUCCACUCGAUCACUGCCAUUCGUAAAGCAGCACACUAAAGGCACAGUACCAGGAAAAUAUGCUGGUUGGCAGCAGACAGUCGAAAUAAAAACUGAAGUGGAUUGCUUGAAUCAAUUUAAUUUUAAAGUCAGUGGAGUAGAAUGAGACUAGUUUAAUCAACUAGAGAGUGCCCUAGACAAGGGUAAAUAAGCAGAUUGCACAAUUGUUAGCCAAACUGGAAUUAUUUUGCUUUCCAAAAGGUUUACAGCACAGGUUCUGUGUAUAAUGUGUUUUCUUGUUCAAUGAUAUACUGUAUCCAUUGUGCAGUGCUUUUUCCUAGUAUUUUGAAAAAAUUCACUUCAAACCUCUGAUGUAAUACAUGGUGCCGGUCACAUGACUACAUCAGUGAGAUUGUUGUGUACUGCCUCCACGGUCAAUCAGAAGAAAGGUCCUCAGAGAAGCACAAAAGUAUGAUGUGCAACCAGAAAAUCUACUGUGAUAUACUGGAUAAGUGCCAAUUGUAAUUCUGAACUGCCAUGCUCACGGUUAUGAACAAUGCAGUGUAAUUCAUAUUGUUUAAGUUGAUAGUGUUCUUUGUCAUAAUGUUUUUAUAAUGGCCACCUGUCUGCCCAGCUUCAACUGUUUACUGUCAAUAAUUAAUGAACACUGAUUAAGGUUUUUCUCAGUUUCAUCUAAGUAAGCCUUAGUAGUGAACAAAGAGAAACAUUUCCUGUGGUGCUGUCUCACUGCCUUAAUAUCAUAAUACUUUACCAGUCAGGCAUUGCCCAAGAACCAUUGUUUUAUUCUGCUGCUUAUGUUUUAGAAUUUUACUAAUGAAUUGUCCAUUGAGCACAGAAUUUUAGAAUGUUUAAAACAAGAGUUUAUUACCUUUACAGUCUUACUUCCUUCUGGUUAGCUUCACUUCUUUAAUCUCUUAAAUACAGGUAACCAACAGCACAGGUCUACCGUCACUUCAACCAAGAAACAGGUGGAUUUCAGUAGAAUUUUUUUAAGCCUUCUUGAUGAACAGAUAUAAUAUUUUGAAUGAAUUUCCAGCAGAGCUGGAUGCACUUGAUGAAGCAUGAGCACAAAGAUUUUAGGUUUUAUUCCUUUGAAAACCCCAGCUUAUAUUUCAUUUUAGGCAUGUUUCAAUUCCUCCUAUUGUACAUGGGAUACUUGGUGUCAAUAGAACACCGAAAACAGUAUAGAGUUUUUAUUUUACAAAAAGGGUUGGUUUUGCACAGUUUGUGGGGUGGGAGUUGUAUAUAGAUAGCAAAGUUGAGAACAAAAUGCCUUGCACCCUUUAAAACAAACCAAGCAAAACAAAUUUGUAUUCUCUCCUGUUGGUGUAUAUUUCAUUUACAUGUGUUUUCCGUAUGUUUAAAAGAGACUGAAUGCAACUUCAAGUUGUUCAUUUGUUCAUUGCCCUCUCCCGGUGUGUUUGUCUUGUACUUAAAGUUGUUAUGACUAUGCAGGAGCUGCAGUGAGCAUGUUACAUAACCUAUUCAUGGAGCCAAUACAUUCUAUGGAAAUUUCAGAACUCACAAAUUGCAUGAGACCUGAUAAGUGGCAGAACUGAAAAUGUAUUUGAACAAGUAAAACAAGAAUUCAUUCAAGGGCUAUGGCAUUGUGUAGAAAAAAAUAAAAAACAUGCUACCUUCAAUAGCUAUAAAUUGGUGCUACUCUCUUCUUGUGGCCACCAUUUGGUCAUCUACUGUAAAGCUAACUAUAACAAUUCUAUUCAAACAAACUGCAUUUUUUAGGAGAACAAAUUCCUACACGGUGCUAUUGCCCGGAUGUACGUAUGCAUGUGCAAUGAAGUCACCAUUUUAUUACAACAGCUAGAGACCACUUUUUUUUAAAGGAGGCAUAAAUUUAAUUUCUGGCUCAGAUUUCUAGGUGUCCAUCUAUUAUACAGUAGGUAUGUGAUUUAGACAAACCUGCACAUGUUUUCCUAGAACAGGGAUGUAAAUCCAGCUGUUAUGGAACUAGAUUACCCAGUAGCAUCCAGAGGCUGUAGAUGACUGCUGGGAGCUGUAGUCAAUUAAUAGCUGGGGUUCCACUGUCUUAGCACAUCUGAUAAACACCAGACUUUACCAUGCACAAGACUUCCUGCAAUACAUCUCAGUGAGUACAUGUAGUUUACAACAAAGGAAACGUUUGUGAAACAUUUGUCUGUAUACAUUUUAUAUUUUGUACAUUUUUGAUGUAACAUAUCAUGUAAAUAUACAAAAAAUAGUGAAAAUUCAUCUGAAAAGUUUUGUAGUCUUUGUAAAGCCCUUCUAAUACGUUUUGGUGGAAUCAGACUUAACUGGACAAUGUAUUUUCUAUAAGUUGAUUGUUACUCUAGCCUGUAAACCAGCUUGCAUCUAUUUUUUUGCAGAUGUGCGCAGUGUAACUGUCUAAAUUAUUACUUUGCCAUUAAAGUGGAAUUAUUUAUUGAA